This is a messenger RNA of Pan troglodytes (chimpanzee), 8507 nucleotides long. It is a transcript of the gene EIF2AK3, whose product is annotated as eukaryotic translation initiation factor 2 alpha kinase 3. Gene Ontology annotation, molecular function: eukaryotic translation initiation factor 2alpha kinase activity; protein binding; ATP binding. The transcript is spliced from 17 exons. Lineage: Eukaryota; Metazoa; Chordata; Mammalia; Primates; Hominidae. Gene Ontology annotation, cellular component: cytoplasm; nucleus. The record is from RefSeq and is a predicted model, not a curated record. Gene Ontology annotation, biological process: eiF2alpha phosphorylation in response to endoplasmic reticulum stress. Bases 4160 to 7507 code for a protein of 1115 amino acids.
UGUCCUACCUAUAAUAAAGAAAUGAUACUGGAGUUGCCAUCCCAAAACAGUGGGACGACAGGCAAAAGGAACAAAGUCACCCAUGAAGCAUGGAGAAACAGAAGGAGCAUAAGUUUAAAUAAAACAUCACUGUAGAGCUGUGGUGUCAGUAAAAAAAAAAACCCACUUCUUGCUUCACCCACUAUAUGGCAAGGUUUUUGUUAUUCACAAUCAAAUAUCAUUUCAACAGAUGCAGUCUCUCUCUGUUAAGGGAUUGAACUUACUGUUUCUAAAUCUCAGACCUAUUUUGCUGAUUUUUUGGGCCACACUCAGUUGUAGAAUCUUGGUUGUUUUGGGCAACCCUGGCUCAGGGUACCUGAGCACCAGCUUCUUUUCCUGGCCCAGCCUCACGGGCCAGCUCUCAUGCCCGGUCCCCACUUUCUUACAUUUCCCUGAGGCACCCAGGUUCCAGAGUUCCCACAAAGUCACUGUGAAGCUCCAUGCUGUCCUAAAGCAGGUAGACUCUCUUUUCUCUCCUUAAUUUAUUUUCCCAGUCAGCACACUUCGACUCAGGCUUUUUUUCCAAAAUGGAAAAUUUGUGUUUUGUUCCCAAGUAUAAAGCUUGACUCUCCUUACUGGCAUUUUCCACCACUGUGCUCUUCUGCCCGCGCCUUUUUCAUCAUAGCACUUAUCUCAGUUUUAAUAAUGUAUGUGUGAUUGUUAAUGUCUGUCUCCCUAACUAGAUAGGUGUUAACUUUCAGAAGGGCGGGAACCACAUCUAUUUUGUUCAUAUCUUUAUUCUCAUUAUUUGCAGGUGGUCAUGUGGAAUCCCUGAAUGUUAAAUGAAUAAAUAAAACUUCCACAGUAUUUACAGGUGGCAAGUAGACUCCUAAUUCAUUAGUUCAGAUUAACAGCCUUGUUCAUGCCAUGAUCAUUUUUUGAAAAAAUUACAAAACCAUGAAGACCAGGCCCACUAAAAUAUAUACACUAAUUUCAAACAGGUAGUUAACAAUCAUUUUUCAUCUUAUGUUAAUUUUCUGACACCUUCCUCAUACCAACUAGUAUAAUCCCUUUUAGGUGGGCGAUUUUAUCUCCUAUUUUGUUGAGUAGAUAAUGGUCAAUUGGUUUGAGUUCGCUCAUCUAUUUCCUCUACUUUUCAAAAUAACUCACUCUCUAGGAAUACCUCCUACGCUCUACUUUCAACAUGGAAGGCAGAGCUGCCCCUUUUCCUCCAGAUACUCUGGAAUCUUGCUCUCCUAAUCAACCCCCUCUGUCUACAGCAACUGCAGUCUCUUCCUUUCCAGUUGUCUCUUUCCUUCUGUCCUCAGGUAUUCAUUCAUUCAUUCAUUCAUUCAUUCAUUCAACAAACAUUUAUUAAAUGCUUGCUAAACACUUUGCACUGUUUUAUGUCUUCGAAUACAUCAAUGAGCAAAUCUUCACAGAAUUUACAUGCAAGUGGAAGGAAACAGAGCAGACAAUAAACAAAACAAAUAUGUAAAUUACAGUAUUUACAUAUUUGUAAUGUAUGUAUCGGCUAAGCAGAAACAAAGCAGGAGAGAAAUAAAGGAAGGAAGGUGGUGGAGGUUUUAAUUUUAAAUAAGGUAGUGAGGAGGGACUUCACUGGGAUUAGCAAAGCCUCAAAUAAAGUGAGGGAACACAUCUUGUGGGUACCUGGGUAUUAUGUGCUAAAUUGUGUCCCUCCAAAAUUUACAUGUUGAAGUCCCAACCUUUAGUGCUUCAGAAUAUAACUAUACUGUAUUUGGAGAUAAGAUCUUUAAAGCAGUGAUUAAGUUAAAAUGAGGCUGUUAAAGGUAGCCCCACACUCCAAUCUGACUGGUGUUAGAAGAAUAGGAAGAGACACCAGAGGGAAGAGGAAGUAAGAGGGCUGCCAUCGGCAAGCCAAGGAGAGAGGCCUCAGAAUCCCACCUUGAUCUUGGACUUCUAGCCUCCAGAACUUCGAGAAAAUAAACUAGUUUUGUUCAGGCCACCUGGUCUGUGGUAUUUGUUAGGGCAACUCUAGCAAACUCAUAUACCUGGGAAGUUUCCUAGGCAGGCAAAACAACAAAGGAAAACCCCCAAGGUGGGUCUUGAUUGGCCCAAUGGAGUGAGCAAAGACAGUAUGAAAUGAGAUCAGAAAAGCCAUAGGAACCAGAUGCUGUAGCACCCUGUAGUCUAUUUUAAGGACUUGACUUUUAUCCUGAGUGAACUGGGGGACCUUUUGAGGGUUACGACCAGCACUAUGGAAAAGCAAGAAGACCGGUGAAAGGUGUUCUAGACAGGAAAAACUUGAGUUGCUGGAUCAAAUACAGCUGAUAAAACAAAGAUUAUCCUUUGAAUACAGCACUGGUGGCCUCAGCGAGAGCAGUUUUGGUGGUGUGAAUGCCUGACUGUAGUGUACUUGGGAAUGGGAGAAGAAGAAUUGAAGAUAAGGAAUUUUGAACACUUGAGUUUUGCCAUACAGAGGAGCAAAGACACGUGGUAGGAGCUGGAAGGGGAAGAGAGGUUUCUUGUUUGUUUUGGGCUGGGGAGAGAUUAGAGCAUGUUUUUAGCAGAUGAAGGAUAAUCUAGGUAAACCCAUAUUGCCAACAUCUUAACAAAUCUUCACCGGUUUUGGACCAGGUGCGGUGGCUAAUGCCCGUAAAUUGCAGCACUUUGGGAGGCUGAGGCGGGAGGAUGGCUUGAGGCCAGGAUUUGAGACCAACCUGGGCAACACAGAAACCCCAUCUUUACAAAACAAAAUUAAAAAUUGGCCUGGCAUGGUGGCACGCAUCUGUAGUCCCAGCUACUCCGGAAGCUGAGGAAGGAAGAUCGCUUGAACGCAGGAAUUCAAGGUUAUAGUCAACUAUGGUCAAGCCACUGCACUCCAGCCUGGGCAAAAGAGCAAGACCCUCUCUCUAAAAAAAAAAAUUUUUUUUAAUGUUCACUGGUUUUGAUGCGGGUAAUAGCCUCCCGGCCAGUCUCCUCAUCGUUGAUGCUGUCACUGCUGAAGAUGCAUUUUCUUAUCACUUCACUCAUCUGCUCAAAAAUCUUCGGGAAGUCUUGACUUGCAGCAUUAAAAGUUCAAAUGCCUUGGCUGAACAUUCCAGUCUUCUCCACUCUGCCCUUUUGCAGUUUCAUCACUGUCUUUGGUGAGGUACAAAGCGUGCCAGGUCAGAGUCAGAAGACAUGAAUUAAAGUCAUGAUUCUGUGACCAACCAGCUACGUGAUCUUAGGCUAACUACGUCAGUGCACUGGGCCGGGGCUCCUUCCCGUUUCUAAGGAGGCGGGAGGCGUGUCGGGCAGACUGGAUUGUCACAGGUCACUGCCAUCUCUAACAAGCGGACUUCUGAGCCCCGUUGCGGCCACAAGUAGGACCAUCUCCUGCACCCUCCUUACCCUUCUACUUCUAGGGACCACACGGCUUCUGUGGCCACUUCUUGCUGCUUCGCUUUUGCCUUCCUAAGUAGACUAGGCUUUAGAAGAGCUACAAUGCCAGCUCCUUUAAGGUCGACCUCCUCCCGGUCACAAGGGACUUGCCUCCCACUCUUCACUUGGGACCGUCCUCUUCACUUGGGACCGUCCUCUUCACAGUCAGAAUCCGCCACGUAGUAAGUGCCGCUUCCAACCAAUCAAAAGGCAGUUAGCGCAGACCUUUGAGGGACAUCCACUUCCACCAAUGAUCUUCAAGUCUUCUCCAGCGCCUCGCUUUGUGGGGCGAGGCCAACCACCGCGAUGGCCAAUCUGUUGUAGGAAAGGUAUUCCGGGAACUGAUGAGCGCACCAAUCAGGUAAAAAGACGUCGGGGAAGGGCAUUUCUCAUUGGUAAUUGCGUCCGGAAGAGGGACGGGCCUCGAACGACGAAAUUACGAUUUGAUUGGUAGGUGCGAUGUUGACCACCAGGGAAAGUCCACCUUCCCCAACAAGGCCAGCCUGGGAACAUGGAGUGGCAGCGGCCGCAGCCAAUGAGAGAGCAAACGCGCGGAAAGUUUGCUCAAUGGGCGAUGUCCGAGAUAGGCUGUCACUCAGGUGGCAGCGGCAGAGGCCGGGCUGAGACGUGGCCAGGGGAACACGGCUGGCUGUCCAGGCCGUCGGGGCGGCAGUAGGGUCCCUAGCACGUCCUUGCCUUCUUGGGAGCUCCAAGCGGCGGGAGAGGCAGGCGUCAGUGGCUGCGCCUCCAUGCCUGCGCGCGGGGCGGGACGCUGAUGGAGCGCGCCAUCAGCCCGGGGCUGCUGGUACGGGCGCUGCUGCUGCUGCUGCUGCUGCUGGGGCUCGCGGCAAGGACGGUGGCCGCGGGGCGCGCCCGUGGCCUCCCAGCGCCGACGGCGGAGGCGGCGUUCGGCCUCGGGGCGGCCGCUGCUCCCACCUCAGCGACGCGAGUACCGGCGGCGGGCGCCGUGGCUGCGGCCGAGGUGACUGUGGAGGACGCUGAGGCGCUGCCGGCAGCCGCGGGAGAGCAGGAGCCUCGGGGUCCGGAACCAGACGAUGAGACAGAGUUGCAACCGCGCGGCAGGUCAUUAGUAAUUAUCAGCACUUUAGAUGGGAGAAUUGCUGCCUUGGAUCCUGAAAAUCAUGGUAAAAAGCAGUGGGAUUUGGAUGUGGGAUCUGGUUCCUUGGUGUCAUCCAGCCUUAGCAAACCAGAGGUAUUUGGGAAUAAGAUGAUCAUUCCUUCCCUGGAUGGAGACCUCUUCCAGUGGGACCGAGACCGUGAGAGCAUGGAAACAGUUCCUUUCACAGUUGAAUCACUUCUUGAAUCUUCUUAUAAAUUUGGAGAUGAUGUUGUUUUGGUUGGAGGAAAAUCUCUGACUACAUAUGGACUCAGUGCAUAUAGUGGAAAGGUGAGGUAUAUCUGUUCAGCUCUGGGUUGUCGCCAAUGGGAUAGUGACGAAAUGGAACAAGAGGAAGACAUCCUGCUUCUACAGCGUACCCAAAAAACUGUUAGAGCUGUCGGACCUCGCAGUGGCAAUGAGAAGUGGAAUUUCAGUGUUGGCCACUUUGAACUUCGGUAUAUUCCAGACAUGGAAACGAGAGCAGGAUUUAUUGAAAGCACCUUUAAGCCCAAUGAGAACACAGAAGAGUCUAAAAUUAUUUCAGAUGUGGAAGAACAGGAAGCUGCCAUAAUGGACAUAGUGAUAAAGGUUUCGGUUGCUGACUGGAAAGUUAUGGCAUUCAGUAAGAAGGGAGGACAUCUGGAAUGGGAGUACCAGUUUUGUACUCCAAUUGCAUCUGCCUGGUUACUUAAGGAUGGGAAGGUCAUUCCCAUCAGUCUUUUUGAUGAUACAAGUUAUACAUCUAAUGAUGAUGUUUUAGAAGAUGAAGAAGACAUUGUAGAAGCUGCCAGAGGAGCCACAGAAAACAGUGUUUACUUGGGAAUGUAUAGAGGCCAGCUGUAUCUGCAGUCAUCAGUCAGAAUUUCAGAAAAGUUUCCUUCAAGUCCCAAGGCUUUGGAAUCUGUCAAUGAAAACGCAAUUAUUCCUUUGCCAACAAUCAAAUGGAAACCCUUAAUUCAUUCUCCUUCCAGAACUCCUGUCUUGGUAGGAUCUGAUGAAUUUGACAAAUGUCUCAGUAAUGAUAAGUUUUCUCAUGAAGAAUAUAGUAAUGGUGCACUUUCAAUCUUGCAGUAUCCAUAUGAUAAUGGUUAUUAUCUACCAUACUACAAGAGGGAAAGGAACAAACGAAGCACACAGAUUACAGUCAGAUUCCUCGACAACCCACAUUACAACAAGAAUAUCCGCAAAAAGGAUCCUGUUCUUCUUUUACACUGGUGGAAAGAAAUAGUUGCAACGAUUUUGUUUUGUAUCAUAGCAACAACGUUUAUUGUGCGCAGGCUUUUCCAUCCUCAUCCUCACAGGCAAAGGAAGGAGUCUGAAACUCAGUGUCAAACUGAAAAUAAAUAUGAUUCCGUAAGUGGUGAAGCCAAUGACAGUAGCUGGAAUGACAUAAAAAACUCUGGAUAUAUAUCACGAUAUCUAACUGAUUUUGAGCCAAUUCAAUGCCUGGGACGUGGUGGCUUUGGAGUUGUUUUUGAAGCUAAAAACAAAGUAGAUGACUGCAAUUAUGCUAUCAAGAGGAUCCGUCUCCCCAAUAGGGAAUUGGCUCGGGAAAAGGUAAUGCGAGAAGUUAAAGCCUUAGCCAAGCUUGAACACCCGGGCAUUGUUAGAUAUUUCAAUGCCUGGCUCGAAGCACCACCAGAGAAGUGGCAAGAAAAGAUGGAUGAAAUUUGGCUGAAAGAUGAAAGCACAGACUGGCCACUCAGCUCUCCUAGCCCAAUGGAUGCACCAUCAGUUAAAAUACGCAGAAUGGAUCCUUUCUCUACAAAAGAACAUAUUGAAAUCAUAGCUCCUUCACCACAAAGAAGCAGGUCUUUUUCAGUAGGGAUUUCCUGUGACCAGACAAGUUCAUCUGAGAGCCAGUUCUCACCACUGGAAUUCUCAGGAAUGGACCAUGAGGACAUCAGUGAGUCAGUGGAUGCAGCAUACAACCUCCAGGACAGUUGCCUUACAGACUGUGAUGUGGAAGAUGGGACUAUGGAUGGCAAUGAUGAGGGGCCCUCCUUUGAACUUUGUCCUUCUGAAGCUUCUCCUUAUGUAAGGUCAAGGGAGAGAACCUCCUCUUCAAUAGUAUUUGAAGAUUCUGGCUGUGAUAAUGCUUCCAGUAAAGAAGAGCCGAAAACUAAUCGAUUGCAUAUUGGCAACCAUUGUGCUAAUAAACUAACUGCUUUCAAGCCCACCAGUAGCAAAUCUUCUUCUGAAGCUACAUUGUCUAUUUCUCCUCCGAGACCAACCACUUUAAGUUUAGAUCUCACUAAAAACACCACAGAAAAACUCCAGCCCAGUUCACCAAAGGUGUAUCUUUACAUUCAAAUGCAGCUGUGCAGAAAAGAAAACCUCAAAGACUGGAUGAAUGGACGAUGUACCAUAGAGGAGAGAGAGAGGAGCAUGUGUCUGCACAUCUUCCUGCAGAUCGCAGAGGCAGUGGAGUUUCUUCACAGUAAAGGACUGAUGCACAGGGACCUCAAGCCAUCCAACAUAUUCUUUACAAUGGAUGAUGUGGUCAAGGUUGGAGACUUUGGGUUAGUGACUGCAAUGGACCAGGAUGAGGAAGAGCAGACGGUUCUGACCCCAAUGCCAGCUUAUGCCAGACACACAGGACAAGUAGGGACCAAACUGUAUAUGAGCCCAGAGCAGAUUCAUGGAAACAGCUAUUCUCAUAAAGUGGACAUCUUUUCUUUAGGCCUGAUUCUAUUUGAAUUGCUGUAUCCAUUCAGCACUCAGAUGGAGAGAGUCAGGACCUUAACUGAUGUAAGAAAUCUCAAAUUUCCACCAUUAUUUACUCAGAAAUAUCCUUGUGAGUAUGUGAUGGUUCAAGACAUGCUCUCUCCAUCCCCCAUGGAACGACCUGAAGCUAUAAACAUCAUUGAAAAUGCUGUAUUUGAGGACUUGGACUUUCCAGGAAAAACAGUGCUCAGACAGAGGUCUCGCUCCUUGAGUUCAUCGGGAACAAAACAUUCAAGACAGUCCAACAACUCCCAUAGCCCUUUGCCAAGCAAUUAGCCUUAAGUUGUGCUAGCAACCCUAAUAGGUGAUGCAGAUAAUAGCCUACUUCUUAGAAUAUGCCUGUCCAAAAUUGCAGACUUGAAAAGUUUGUUCUUCGCUCAAUUUUUUUGUGGACUACUUUUUUUAUAUCAAAUUUAAGCUGGAUUUGGGGGCAUAACCUAAUUUGAGCCAACUCCUGAGUUUUGCUAUACUUAAGGAAAGGGCUAUCUUUGUUCUUUGUUAGUCUCUUGAAACUGGCUGCUGGCCAAGCUUUAUAGCCCUCACCAUUUGCCUAAGGAGGUAGCAGCAAUCCCUAAUAUGUAUAUAUAUAGUGAGAACUAAAAUGGAUAUAUUUUUAUAAUGCAGAAGAAGGAAAGUCCCCCUAUGUGGUAACUGUAUUGUUCUAGAAAUAUGCUUUCUAGAGAUAUGAUGAUUUUGAAACUGAUUUCUAGAAAAAGCUGACUCCAUUUUUGUCCCUGGCGGGUAAAAUUAGGAAUCUGCACUAUUUUGGAGGACAAGUAGCACAAACUGUAUAACGGUUUAUGUCCAUAGUUUUAUAGUCCUAUUUGUAGCAUUCAAUAGCUUUAUUCCUUAGAUGGUUCUAGGGUGGGUUUACAGCUUUUUGUACUUUUACCUCCAAUAAAGGGAAAAUGAAGCUUUUUAUGUAAAUUGGUUGAAAGGUCUAGUUUUGGGAGGAAAAAAGCCGUAGUAAGAAAUGGAUCAUAUAUAUUACAACUAACUUCUUCAACUAUGGACUUUUUAAGCCUAAUGAAAUCUUAAGUGUCUUAUAUGUAAUCCUGUAAGUUGGUACUUCCCCCAAACUGAUUAUAGGUAACAGUUUAAUCAUCUAACUUGCUAACAUGUUUUUAUUUUUCACUGUAAAUAUGUUUAUGUUUUAUUUAUAAAAAUUCUGAAAUCAAUCCAUUUGGGUUGGUGGUGUACAGAACACACUUAAGUGUGUUAACUAUUGUGACUUCUUUCAAGUCUAAAUGAUUUAAUAAAACUUUUUUUAAAUUAA